UACAUUAUCCUCUAAUAUUUUGAGUGGUGCAUGUGUAAAAUGUUUGACUUUCAUAUACCAUUUGAACCACACUACUUCUUUUACCCCAAACGCCGCCUACUAGUAGUUGGUUCUUCUCGUUCUGAUGUCACAUUCCACAUUGUAUAAUUUAUUAGCAGAGAGACUUGUUCUUGUGUGGAUCAAAAAUUGAAGGCAUAGCUCUCUCAAUAUUCUCAGGUACACUUUCCCUUCCCUUCCCUUCCCUUCCCUUCAUAUCAGUGUUUAGAGAGAGAAAGGGAGAGAAAUACGGAGGAUGGAACAACAAGUGGAAGAGGAGAAGAUGGAUAUCUGUUCAGCUGAUCAGAAGUUACUCCGUCACAGUACUCCUCCAGAACCCAUAAAGGGUGGUCUCAGAACCAUGCCCUUCAUCAUAGUGAAUGAGUCAUUUGAGAAGGUAGCAAGUUUUGGGUUGCUGUCAAACAUGAUAUUCUACUUGAUAAGAGACUAUCAUAUGGAGCCUACCAGUGGGUCAAGCAUACUUUUCAUAUGGUCAGCUUUUUCCAAUGCUUUGGCCAUUUUUGGAGCUUAUCUUUCGGAUUCUUACUUGGGUCGGUUUCGGGUCAUCGCCCUUGGAUCAAUCUCUAGUCUUCUUGGAAUGACUCUUCUCUGGUUAACUGCCAUGAUUCCACAAUUGAAACCUUCACCUUGUGACGAGUUCAGCUAUAGUUGCAACUCUCCAUCAGCAGCCCAACUAGCUGUAUUGUACUCUUCUUUUGGGCUAAUCUCGAUUGGAGCUGGUUGCCUUAGACCUUGUUCUAUGGCCUUCGGUGCAGACCAAUUGGACAAUAAAGAAAACCCCGAUAAUGAGAAGGUUUUGCAAAGCUUCUUCAAUUGGUACUAUGCUUCAAGUGGAAUUUCGACAGUUCUUGCUUUUACUGUUAUCCUAUACAUCCAAGAUCAUUUGGGUUGGAAAGUUGGAUUCGGAGUCCCUGCUAUACUCAUGGUUUUCUCUGUUCUUAUGUUCCUACUUGGUUCAUCUCUUUACAUUAAAGUUAAACCUAGCGAGAGCGUGUUCACUGGAUUUGUGCAAGUUAUAGUGGUGGCUUUUAAAAACAGAAAUGUCAGUCUCCCUCCUAGUAACUCUGAUGGCUGUUACCAUCAAUGCCAUGAAAAAGCACAACUCCGUGCACCAACAAAGAACUUAAGGUUUCUAAACAAAGCUUGUGUAAUUACAGACUGUGAGGGAGAUUUAAAUUCAGACGGACCAGCUUCAAAUCCAUGGAGACUCUGCAGUGUUGAGAAAGUAGAGUCACUCAAGGCUUUUCUUAGAGUCAUCCCAACGUGGUCCGCUGGCAUUAUGCUCUCAGUGAGCAUUAGUCAAAACUCAUUUCCUACACUUCAAGCAAAUACCAUGGAUAGACACAUCAUAUCAAAAUUUGAGAUUCCGGCAGGGUCCUUCACCGUGGUCAUGAUUGUGACUCUAACAGUAUGGAUUGCCUUCUACGACCGUGUGAUGGUGCCCUUAUUAGCGAAAUACACUGGGCAGCCAGGUGGGCUUACCCCCAAAAUUCGAAUGGGGAUUGGCUUACUACUCUCCUGCGUAGCAAUGGGAUUGUCAGGAAUAACGGAAAGCAUAAGACGGGGAAAAGCAAUCGAAGAAGGGUUAGAAGAUGAUCCGGAUGCCACUGUGGACAUGUCUGCAAUGUGGUUAGUGCCACAGUUUGCCCUGCUUGGACUGGCUGAGGCUUUUAAUGCAAUUGGGCAGAUAGAAUUCUUUUACUCUCAAUUUCCUAAAAGCAUGUCAAGCAUUGCAGUGGCUCUUUUCACACUCGGGAUGGCUGUGUCUAACGUGGUGUCGACUCUUCUGGUGAAUAUUGUAGACAGUGUCACUACCAAAGGAGGUAAAGUAAGCUGGUUAUCCAAAAAUCUUAACAAGGGUCAUUUAGAUUACUAUUACUGGUUACUUACUUUCUUUGGUUUAGUUAACUUUGUUUAUUUUCUGGUUUGUUGUCGCUCCUGUGGUCCUGAGGACGAUGAGGUAGUUGAAGAAGAAAUAUUUGAUUAUAGGGAUUUACCUUCAGCUUGAGAAGUAUGUUUCUAACGAAUGGUUAAGAUGGUUAUGUAAUCUAUUUUCUUGUCACUUUCUUAUGUAAUCUUAGAAAUUGAAACC
Messenger RNA from Cornus florida, 2149 nucleotides. Its product is annotated as protein NRT1/ PTR FAMILY 1.2. NCBI's taxonomy places the organism in Eukaryota, Viridiplantae, Streptophyta, Magnoliopsida, Cornales, Cornaceae. The coding region runs from base 293 to 2065 and encodes 590 amino acids. Gene Ontology annotation, cellular component: plasma membrane. Gene Ontology annotation, biological process: transmembrane transport. The record is from RefSeq and is a predicted model, not a curated record. Gene Ontology annotation, molecular function: transmembrane transporter activity. The transcript has 4 exons.